Maylandia zebra (zebra mbuna) is the source of this 2054-nucleotide messenger RNA. It is a transcript of the gene dnajc3a, whose product is annotated as DnaJ (Hsp40) homolog, subfamily C, member 3a. The record is from RefSeq and is a predicted model, not a curated record. Gene Ontology annotation, cellular component: endoplasmic reticulum. Gene Ontology annotation, molecular function: protein-folding chaperone binding; misfolded protein binding. NCBI's taxonomy places the organism in Eukaryota, Metazoa, Chordata, Actinopteri, Cichliformes, Cichlidae. Gene Ontology annotation, biological process: protein folding in endoplasmic reticulum.
CACCCACGACCGGUCGGUUGCGUAUGCUGGUCUACAGUGGCUGGGAAAAAGAGAAGAAAUGUAGCCACCCGCCAACACAUGGGAUUGUAGCGAAAUAAGGGGAGAACUGGUUGAAACAGUGACAGCUGAAGUCUGCGGGACGUGUCCAGAGAGAGAGAACUUUAACCAUGGUUUCCAUCGACCAUGUGGCUCACAAAAUACUGACGUACUUCCCAUAUGUUCUUGUUUUGAUUGAUAUUAGGUUUCAAGGAGGGAAAUGUGGCAAGGAUGGGAGUGUGGACAAUCACAUGGAGAUGGGGAAGAAACUUCUUGCUGCUGGCCAGCUAGCUGAUGCCCUCUCUCAUUUCCAUGCAGCUGUGGAUAUAGAUCCCCAAAACUACAUGGCAUACUACAGAAGAGCUACAGUGUUUUUAGCAAUGGGGAAGUCAAAAUCAGCAUUGCCUGAUUUAAGCAGAGUCAUUGAACUCAAACCGGACUUCACAUCUGCACGGCUUCAGAGAGGAAAUCUUCUUCUGAAGCAGGGAAAGCUGGAUGAAGCGGAGAGUGACUUCAAGAAGGUGCUGAAGUCCAACCCCAGCGACAAAGAAGAGAAGGAGGCCCAGAGCCAGCUGACAAAAUCAGAUGAAAUUCAGCGCCUGGUGGCUCAGUCACGCCGGAGCUUCGACGACAAGGAUUAUGUGACAGCUGCUGCACAGCUUGACACCGUCAUCGAGACGUGCAUUUGGGAUGUGACCUCUCGUGAGAUGCGAGCAGAGUGUUUCAUUCAGAUGGGAGAGAUGGGGAAAGCUAUCAGCGACCUUAAAGCUGCAUCCAAGUUAAAGAAUGACAAUACCCAGGCUUUCUACAAGCUGAGCACCAUCUACUAUAAUCUUGGAGAUCAUGAGAUGUCCCUCAGUGAGGUGCGUGAGUGCUUGAAGUUGGAUCCUGAUCACAAGCAGUGUUACAGCCAUUACAAGCAAGUGAAGAAGCUCAACAAACAGAUCCAAGCUGCUGAGGAAUACAUCCAAGAACAAAGGUAUGAAGACGCAGUGAGCAAGUACGAGGCGGUGAUAACCACCGAGCCCAAUGUGCAACAUUUCUUGCUUCUUGCCAAGGAGCGAAUCUGCCAUGCGCUAACACAGGCCCAGCAGGCUAGCAGAGCAAUCUCAGUCUGUAGUGAAGUCCUAAAGUCCAAUCCUGUGAAUGUUAAUGUGCUGAAGGACAGAGCUGAGGCCUAUCUCCAAGAUGAACAGUAUGAGGAAGCUGUUAAAGAUUACGAGACUGCUGCAAAACACAGCGAGGGGGACCGUCACAUCAAAGAAGGUCUGGAAAGAGCACAGCGGCUACUCAAACAGUCUCAGAAGAGGGAUUAUUAUAAGAUCCUUGGAGUGAAGAGAACUGCCCAGAAAAAGGAGAUUAUCAGAGCCUACAGGAAACUGGCACAACAGUGGCACCCGGACAACUUCCAGGAUCCGGAGGAAAAGAAGAAGGCAGAGAAGAAGUUCAUAGACAUCGCUCAGGCUAAGGAGGUUCUCACUGAUCCAGAGAUGAGAACCAAGUUUGACCACGGAGAAGACCCCAUGGAUCCAGAGAGCCAGCAGGGGCACCAUCAUCAUCACUUCCACGGCUUUCAGGGUUUCAAUCCGUUUGGCUCCGGGCCCUUUAACUUCAAAUUCAACUUCAACUGAGGCGGCUUACUCUUCAGCACAGCUGGAGUGAAUAUUUGUACUUUCCUCCCUAUUUAAAAGGGAGAUCACUGGCAUAAAAAGACUGUUCACAAGUAUCAUAAAAAUGUGGAGCAUAAGGUGACUUGAUUCAGUGAGUCUAAUUAAUUAAAAAUGCAUCUUUGCUGUGGGAAUCAAAACUUUGGGGGAAAAGGUCUCCUCCUCUGCUAACAAAUAUCAGACUUGAAGCGGCUUUUAUCUAUCAGAUCUUACUCUUGUAUCCUCUCCACAAAUUGUACAAUCACUUCACAUCCAUUCGUAGGAAUGUAUUUGUACAGAGGUACAGUAUUAUUUUUGUAUGAAUGGAGGGUUUUUUGAACUGUAAAUAAAGAGCUAUUUAUGUACAUUAAA